Molecule: messenger RNA, 3487 nt
Organism: Branchiostoma floridae (Florida lancelet)
Lineage: Eukaryota; Metazoa; Chordata; Leptocardii; Amphioxiformes; Branchiostomatidae
Product: transmembrane and coiled-coil domain-containing protein 4-like
Exons: 15
Coding region: 71-2494 (807 amino acids)
Source: RefSeq, a predicted model, not a curated record
ACUGAACAAAUAAAUAACUCAUCUAAGGUAUGAGCCCCUUGAAUCAAAAGUUGUAGAUUAGCCCAUCCCAAUGGCCGACCCAGGUGAUCAGCUGCCAGGUAAGAAGAAGGAAGAAUCUUCAUCUUCUGAAGAUACCGAGGAGAGAAAAAUAAACAAUGGAACAGAGGAGGAUCUUGUUAUACCAUCACCAGACGACACAAACAGAAGUGUAAACAGUAAAAUGACCACAGAAACAAACAAUGACAAACAACAAGACAUUAUUCCUGCUUCAACGUCAAGUCUGUUUUCAACAUUAGAAGAAAGCGGGGGAAGUGCAGUACCAAGCGAAGCUGAAGACACCAAAAAGAUUGAAAGCAUUUUACCACAACAACAUGUACAGGCAAAAACAUCUACAACAGAUAUUUCUGGAACUGACGACUCAGACAUUGACGCAGAAAAUAACCAACAGUUGUCUAGGACAAAAGAAGAUGGCUCCAAUGACAAAACUACAGAAGAUGGCAGACAAGUCCGGGAAAGACCAUCCCACCUGGACGUUGAGCCUAUUGUAAAGAAGAUAUCGGAUGCGGCACACUUUUCGUAUAUCUCUCUAUGUGCCAUUUCCAUGGCCCAGUUGUUUGAAACUCAGUAUGACAGGCAGUGGAAGAAGAACUUUCUACUUUCCCUCCGGGAAUACCUGGAACUUCCCGAGUCGGUCGAAGCCUCCAUGGAGGCAUUCCAGCAUGGCAUGGGCAGCGAAUGUCUCCCCUCCCUGGUAGACACCUUAGUGAAAGAACCUUUCCUGGAAACAAGUGCCUUUCCCUUGGUGCAGGACCUACUAACAUUUGGCUUAAGAGAAGGUGACUACGACGCCCGCACCAGGUGUCUGCUGAAACAGGUGGCUCUCUACCUGCGUGUGCCGUGGGAGGAUGUGGAAACGUACGAGGAAUCGCUCGUCAAAAGCCUGAAGGAGCACCAGUUUGAACUGAGCGAGGAAGAGAGGAAGGAGAAAGAGAAACAAAAGAAGAGUAAACAGAGAAAGAGAUUUGUCGCAAUUGGGCUGGCUACAGUGGUUGGAGGCACACUCAUAGGCCUAACAGGAGGCCUGGCAGCCCCCCUAGUGGCAGCAGGUGCAGGAGCCAUCAUUGGCGGCACCAGUGCUGCAGUUCUGGGCUCCACCGCCGGGCUAGCUGUCAUCACAUCCUUAUUUGGAGCUGCAGGGGCUGGCCUCACAGGGUACAAGAUGAAGAAGAGAGUUGGGGCAGUAGAACAGUUUGAAUUUGAACCACUGACUGAAGGGAACCAACUCCACAUCACCAUCGCUGUCUCUGGUUGGCUGCGGUCAGACAAGCCAGACAAUUUCUCUGCUCCUUGGGAGACCCUACUGCAGUCUAAGGAGCAGUACUGUCUGAGGUGGGAGGCCAAGUAUCUGCUGAGUCUCGGGCGAGCAUUCGAGUACAUCGUCAGCAGUCUGGUGACAACUGCUGCACAGGAGGCCUUGAAGUACACUGUUCUGGCCGGUCUUCUGGCAGCGCUAACAUGGCCCGUGUCGCUCAUGUCCGCUGCCUACGUUAUCGACAACCCCUGGAGCGUCUGUCUGCAGAGGUCAGAGGAGGUCGGCAAACAGCUGGCAGAAGUUCUGCUAACCCAUCAACAGGGGAAGAGACCUGUCACCCUGGUUGGUUUCAGUCUUGGUGCAAGAGUCAUCUUCUACUGUCUGAAGGAGAUGGCCAAAAGGAAAGAUUGUGAAGGUAUCAUAGAGGAUGUGGUUCUACUGGGUGCACCUAUCAAUGGAAAGCCUGAGAACUGGAUGCCCAUGGACAGACUGGUCUCUGGUAGGAUCAUCAAUGGUUACUGUAGAGGAGACUGGUUGUUGCAGUUCCUGUACAGAACAUCAUCCGUCCAGCUGAGUGUGGCCGGUCUGAGGCCUGUGAAAUGGGACAACAGACGCAUGCUCAAUGUGGACCUCAGCUCUGUGGUGAAUGGCCACAUGGACUACAUGAACCAAAUGGACACCAUCCUGAAGGCUGUCGGAGUGAAGACCAAAGAAUGUCGAGUUGCGGACAAGUGGGAUUUGGCUACCGUUGCCUUGGACAGCAGCAAGAGGCACGGCGUCACCGGCCUGCGCAGGAGCGCCACCGCACCAGAGCUGGCGGAACUGCAGGAGAAGCCACAGCAAGGGGUGACGAAAUCACAAACAGAAUUCUUAAUCGUGGAAAGAGCAGAGCUUGCUGCAAGCGAAACCAACAACUCAAGUGGGUUAGACAAAAAGAAUGAUGUUGGCCAGGUAGAAGAGGGAAGGACGUCAGAAGGAGAAAUUGAAAGUGCCUUAGAAGCAACAGAAUUAGAAGUAAAAGACGUAGAUGUAGACGAGGUAACAAAAUCUCAGGAAGCAACUAUUAGGGAUGUAGAAGGGGUUUGUCUUCCAGUGCAAAGUCAGUCAGAUGAUGUGGAAAGUGUGUUAGAAGCCAAAGAGGAGAGUGCAACAUCACAGAAAACACAAGAGGAAAAUGAAUAAAUGUCAAAACGGUUACACUUACAGAUUGCAGUAAUGUUAUAAGCCAUGCUUCAUUUCUAAGGGACCAAAUGCUUGAAAAAAAGAGCAAAAAAGUUGGAGGUAGCCAAUCUUUGACAUUGUUGAUAUUUUCACGGAAAAUUGCAGGAUCAAUGUAAGACCAUAUGCAAAGCCACAGACACAAUGCUUGAACUUUUUAAUAGUCUUGUGACAUAUUUUGCAACAAAUGCAAGGUUGAAAAGAGUACAUAUUAAUAGGUUAGAAAAUCUUAAAUACAUGUAGCUAAUAACUAGCUAGUGGUACAAAAUCAGUCAAGACAAGGAGAAGUAAGGCAAUUUGUAUCAAAUUUGAGUACUAGUAUAAGCAAAUAAGAACAGUCUUAGUAGUCUGUAGUACAGUACAGCAUUUGUGGAGAUGGUAAGAAUACAGUUUUUUGUAACACACAACAUGACUGGAAGCAAAAGCAAAUAUCCUGUCAUGUUCACACUACUAAAUACAUGAGAAAACUAAUAUAUGAAGACAAUCAGUGUUGACGAAGCCAAAAAGAUUUUUUUAAUUUUAAUUUUUUAUGACACUGGCAACCCCAUCCUCGUCUUUAAGAGUCCGUUUCUAAUUCUGGUGCAAUCCCAACUCUUGUAAAAGCAUAAUCUGGCUGGAAUGUAUAUUGUGGAGCAAAAAUGAGGUAAGCCGGUAAUUCUACCUUUAAAGUCUAAUUAGGGACAUCAUUCCUAUAUGAAGUGUGUACUAAAAAGUAUCACAGUGACUCUUACAAUGAUCCCAGACCCUCUGUUACCCCCAACUCUAACAUGUUCCAGCCAGACUGUGCUUUGGUGAAAGCAUAUUUCACAAGUUCCGAAAGGGGUGUUUUGGAAUUCAAAUGCUGAACGUACAUGACUUGUACACCAGGAGAACACUAUAGGUUUCAUGGUUUUUCAUGUUAGCAUGAUGAUGAUAGUACAACCAUCUCAUGGUGCUUUUAAAUAAUUUAAGGUAGCA